This is a messenger RNA of Rosa chinensis, 2843 nucleotides long. RefSeq names its product probable 1-deoxy-D-xylulose-5-phosphate synthase, chloroplastic. The coding region runs from base 417 to 2567 and encodes 716 amino acids. Gene Ontology annotation, cellular component: chloroplast. Gene Ontology annotation, biological process: chlorophyll biosynthetic process; terpenoid biosynthetic process. The record is from RefSeq and is a predicted model, not a curated record. Gene Ontology annotation, molecular function: 1-deoxy-D-xylulose-5-phosphate synthase activity. Lineage: Eukaryota; Viridiplantae; Streptophyta; Magnoliopsida; Rosales; Rosaceae. The transcript is spliced from 11 exons.
GCAAACCUUGAUCCUGAAACAUUGGUGCUGGCCAUUGCUACAGGUAUGGAAGGAGCACUGUAAGCCUGUGCAGGUCUUCCAAUUUUGGUCCUGAAGGUCUUUCUUUAACUUCCAAGGCCGAUUGGACACUAACUUACAAUCCACCACACAUUUCCACACACCAUAACGCAUUUCAGUUUCUCUUUCUCUCUCUGGUUAUUUUAUUAGCCUCCACUGACACCCUCUCACACCUUUCAUCACCACCAUCACUGGUUCCUCAGUGGAAACAAACAAACAACUGCUCUCCCUUAUUAGUCCCUCAGACCUCAUCCAGUUUUCCUCACAACUCUCAUCUGUUCUGGGUCCUUCUCCUGUUUGCUCUCCAAUCUCAGCUUUGAAGCUCUCUUUCACCUCUGCUUGUUGUUCUGCUACAUGCAAUGGCUCUCAGCACAUUCUCAAUCCCAGCUCAGAAACCCACCUCUAACUUCUCAUCAUCCCAUUUCUCUUUUGGACCAGUUCUGCCAUGUCCUUACCAACAUAAGCUCUUCAAUCAGGUAAAGAGAAGGCCAAUUGGGAUUUGUGCUUCACUGUCAGAGAGUGGAGAGUAUCACUCACAAAGACCACCCACACCUCUGUUGGACACUAUCAAUUAUCCAAUUCACAUGAAAAACCUCUCUCUCAAGGAACUCAAACAAUUAGCUGAUGAGCUGAGGUCUGAUGUUAUCUUCAACGUUUCGAAAACCGGAGGUCACCUAGGCUCAAGCCUCGGUGUUGUGGAGCUCACUGUGGCUCUUCACUAUGUGUUCAAUGCUCCUCAGGACAGGAUUCUGUGGGAUGUUGGUCAUCAGUCUUACCCACACAAAAUCUUGACUGGGAGAAGAGAUAAGAUGCACACUAUGAGGCAGACCAAUGGGUUAGCUGGUUUCACAAAACGGUCGGAGAGCGAGUAUGAUUGCUUUGGCACUGGUCACAGUUCCACUACUAUCUCAGCUGGCCUGGGAAUGGCCGUAGGGAGGGAUCUAAAGGGGAAAAACAAUCAUGUAGUUGCUGUUAUAGGUGAUGGUGCCAUGACAGCAGGGCAAGCUUAUGAAGCCAUGAACAAUGCGGGUUACCUUGAUUCCGACAUGAUAAUUAUUCUCAAUGACAAUAAACAGGUUUCUUUACCUACUGCCAAUCUCGAUGGACCCAUCCCUCCAGUAGGAGCUUUGAGUAGUGCUCUCAGUAAGUUGCAAUCAAACAGGCCACUUAGAGAAUUAAGAGAGGUUGCCAAAGGAGUUACAAAACAAAUUGGUGGUUCUGUGCAUGAACUGGCAGCAAAAGUUGAUGAGUAUGCUCGUGGAAUGAUCAGUGGCUCUGGUUCAACAUUGUUUGAAGAGCUUGGACUAUAUUAUAUUGGUCCAGUCGAUGGUCACAAUGUGGAUGACCUCAUAGCGAUACUUCAAGAGGUUAAAACAACGCAAACAACAGGUCCAGUCCUGAUCCACCUUAUCACUGAGAAAGGCCGGGGAUAUCCAUAUGCGGAGAAGGCUGCAGACAAGUACCAUGGAGUGGCCAAGUUUGAUCCGGCAACCGGAAAGCAGUUCAAAGCCAAUGCUAGCACACAGUCUUACACAACAUACUUUGCAGAGGCUUUGAUUGCAGAAGCUGAAGCGGACAAAGAUAUUGUAGCAAUCCAUGCUGCAAUGGGAGGUGGAACAGGCAUGAAUCUCUUCCUCCGCCGUUUUCCAACAAGAUGCUUUGAUGUUGGAAUAGCAGAGCAGCAUGCUGUUACUUUUGCUGCAGGUCUUGCCUGUGAAGGCCUGAAACCUUUCUGCGCAAUUUACUCAUCUUUCUUGCAGAGGGCUUAUGACCAGGUCGUACAUGAUGUGGAUUUGCAGAAACUGCCUGUGAGAUUUGCUAUGGAUAGAGCUGGGCUUGUUGGGGCUGAUGGUCCCACACAUUGUGGGGCUUUUGAUGUUACUUAUAUGGCAUGCCUGCCAAACAUGGUGGUCAUGGCUCCUUCUGAUGAGGCAGAGCUUUUCCAUAUGGUAGCCACUGCUGCUGCCAUUGAUGACCGCCCAAGUUGUUUCCGGUACCCAAGAGGAAAUGGGGUUGGUGUGGAGCUGCCAACAGGAAAUAAAGGCACUCCUCUUGAGGUGGGAAAAGGAAGAAUAUUGAUUGAAGGAGAAAGAGUUGCACUCUUGGGCUAUGGAUCAGCCGUUCAGACAUGUUUGGCUGCAGCAACUUUGGUGGAACCUCUUGGCUUGCGUCUGACUGUUGCUGAUGCACGAUUUUGCAAACCAUUGGAUCAUGCUCUAGUUCGCAAACUUGCAAAAUCACAUGAGUUUUUAAUUACUGUGGAAGAAGGAUCCAUUGGUGGGUUUGGUUCUCAUGUUGUUCAGUUUCUGGCACUUGAUGGCCUUCUUGAUGGAAAACUGAAGUGGAGACCUCUGGUUCUGCCUGAUCGGUACAUUGACCAUGGUGCCCCGGCUGAUCAGUUGGCCGAUGCCGGACUCACUCCAUGCCAUGUAGCAGCAACAGUAUUCAACAUCCUUGGACAAACAAGAGAGGCAUUGGAGGUCUCUGCCGGCAUCGACAUGGCGGAGUGAACAAGCCUAUCUAUUUCAUGUUUUUCAAUUAGACGGAAAACUCGAAAUUUGACGAACAGAGCGAUGUGCAAAUCCAGAAUCAUGCAAAUUAAAUAAAAGUCCCAAUCGACAAUUUCAACUACAUUUAGGAUGCAUCUCAGCUUUUUCUCGAGUUCUAGUGAAGAUAGGAGUUGUGGAAAAGAGUAGGGAGUGUUGUUAUGUAUCUUUUUCUAGCAUUUAGUGGUGUUAGCUUCUUGGUAACGCUCUUGGCACUGAUGCAUGCAUGUUGGUGAUAAA